Molecule: messenger RNA, 2007 nt
Organism: Filobasidium floriforme
Lineage: Eukaryota; Fungi; Basidiomycota; Tremellomycetes; Filobasidiales; Filobasidiaceae
Exons: 19
Coding region: 1-2007 (668 amino acids)
Biological process (GO): mitotic sister chromatid cohesion; synaptonemal complex assembly; replication-born double-strand break repair via sister chromatid exchange
Cellular component (GO): cohesin complex; synaptonemal complex
Molecular function (GO): protein binding; chromatin binding
Source: RefSeq, a predicted model, not a curated record
AUGGGUAUCAUCUGGCUUUGCGCUACCCUGGGCCCCAAACACAGGCGAGGACCAUCCAAGAAAGCAGUUCAACAACUCGAUGUAGGCGAAGUUUGUACCAAGAUUGCGGAACCACCGACGCCGCUUCCAUUGAGAACCAGUGCAGGACUAUUGGUCGGUGUUGUCCGUGUCCACGAUGCACAUUACGAAUUGUUUGUCCACGACGUGGUCAACCUCGAGACCAGCGUCCGCAAGGCGAUGGUCUCAAUGCGCGGAGUCAGCGGAGGCAUGGUUCCUGGACUCGACAUGGCCAACGGUGCACAAGCUCGUCCGGAACAGAUCACUUUGGGCGGCGACAUCGGAGAAGAACCGGCUCGAGCUAGAGAUUGGGUGGUCAAUCAGGCGUUGGAUUGGGAGGAUUUCAUGGCGCAAUAUGAUAAUCCGGACGGGAUUGGUGCCGAUCUUGAUGGGGAGUCAGAAUUAGAGUCUGGCCGUGACGGAACACCCUCGGAUCGAGCGGCUCGUCACGUCGCUGAUCAGAAGGAUAUUACACUGCCCGGCCAUCGUUACCGAAUGGCGUCUUUGGCACCCGACAUCCGCGAUCCACGUCUGAGUUUGGACCCAGACGACGAUCUCAUCGCCCAAGGAACGAUCGAUCUGGGUCUCGACAUGGGAGAUAUGACUGGAUUUGAAGGAGAAGAUCUCGAUCUUCCCGAAAAUAUACGUCGAAGGCGAGGGAGGGAGAACAGUGAUCAAGGUAUCUUUAGCGCUGCCGGAUUUGGGGUCCCUAGCUCUUCAGGCUUUGGGGGUGGAGCACUCGAUGACCUGCAGGCCGGGGGUAUCGAUCUGGGAAUGGGAGGUUUCGAUGACGUCCUGAAUGAUUUGCCUGCCGAUGAACGAGUCCGCAGAGAGGGUUCGGCCAUACCUAGUACCCAGAGAGACGAGGCAGAAGUAGAAGGCCGCCUGGAAGCCCCGAGGAUUGACGAGGGCGUACCCUCCGCAGACGAGGACGCCCCUCCGAAAAAGGCCAAGAAGAAAAAGACCAGGAUCGUUGACGAGACGAUCGAAUUGUCUCCGGAGGAAGGUCAAGCGAUGCGUGACAACUGGGGUCCCGCGAUGGAUCAGGCUCGAGAGCUUUCGCGCACGAAACAAACCAACGAGGAAUGUCAAGCGCAGGCGACGAGCCAUCUCCAAGAAGGACCCCUCAAGGAAUUCGAGCUUGGAGGUGACAUUAAAGAUUUCUGGGCUUCGAUGAUGACUUCUAGCCGCCCGGAACGUCCGGUUCAAGAAUCGCGCGGCCAUAAGCGCAAGAUCGACGAAGGUAACGAUGUUUGGGGCGACGGAGCCGGUCUAGACGGGCAAGUUGGAGAUUUCUUCGAUCAAGGGGACGGGUUCGGCCUACCUCACCAAGAUGAAGAGGAAAGACAAGGUCGCGCGGGCACGCAAGAUAUGGACGUUGAAGUAGCUCGACGAGCUAGCCAGCAUAGCGAGAAGAAAGCACAAUUCCCCUGGGACAUUGAAGAUGUCACCUUCAGCGAUUUUGGAGGCGGGUUGGCAGGACAAGGCUCUAGUAUCACGGGUACGGGCGCGAAGUUCUCGAUCGAUACGCCACUAGAUGAAAGGCUCAAGCGGCGAGCCCGCUCGACGUCCAUCGUGUCUUUCGGACGACCGGGCUCAGUCGCGCCGCUCGGAAGCGGAAAAGGCGGACCUGAUCUCGACCUCGAAUUACCCGACAUCGACGCUCGCCAGUCACAGGCCGGGGAAGGUGCCUCACAGAAGUCGAGCCUUGUACCCUCGACCGGCAAAUUCCUGGAUUACAUCAAGAAGAUCCCGGAGAAGAAUGGCCGUGACGUCUUUGAUGCGGACGAGGUGAUCACCUUUGAAGACAUCGCGCCGCCGGACACUGUCACCCGAAGAGUUGCGGCUGGUGCCUUUUACAAUUGCUUGACGCUUGCCACCAAGAGCUUGAUUCGGGUUCAGCAGGAAGAAUUCUAUGGCGAAAUUCAGGUUACUAUCGCUCGGGACUGA